Diaporthe amygdali is the source of this 1653-nucleotide messenger RNA. Its product is annotated as pisatin demethylase. The record is from RefSeq and is a predicted model, not a curated record. Bases 1 to 1653 code for a protein of 550 amino acids. Gene Ontology annotation, molecular function: iron ion binding; monooxygenase activity; heme binding. The transcript is spliced from 4 exons. Lineage: Eukaryota; Fungi; Ascomycota; Sordariomycetes; Diaporthales; Diaporthaceae.
AUGCAUGGAAUCACCGACCAAAUACUGCAUGCAGUGCUUCAACAUUGGCUCCCAGCACUCAUUAUAAUCAUUACCGCAUGGCUCAUCCGGAAUCGAUAUCACAACGGGCUGAACAAAUACCCCGGACCGUUCCUCGCAUCACUUACAGACUGGUGGCGGUUCGUUGAUGUUUGGAAUCGACGGCCAGAAGUCACCCACUUGAAACUUCACGAGAAGCAUGGCGAUGUGGUGCGGCUCGGACCAAACACUCUGUCCUUCGCGGACCCAGCAGCUCUCAAAGCGAUCUACGGCCUGAAUAAGGGCUAUGUGAAGUCCGAUUUCUACGUGGUGCAACAGGCCGUAGUCAAGGGUCACUCGCAACCAAGUUUGUUCAGCACCGUCGACAAUGACUUCCACCAGCAAUUCCGACGCUGUGUGAACUCGGCCUUCGCUAUGUCGGCCCUUGUGCAGUAUGAGCCAUUCGUUGAUAACACCACGAAGCUAUUUCUCAAGCAGACAGAACGCCUAUUCGCCAACAAGUCAGAGGGAUGUGACUUCACUCGUUGGCUUCAGUUCUACGCAUUCGACGUCAUCGGCGAGAUCACCUAUAGCAAACGCCAUGGAUUUGUGGAGAAGAACGAGGACAUUGAUGGGAUAGUGUCAUACCUAACCCAGUUGUUCAACUAUGUAGCUCCUAUUGGGCAAAUUCCUAUCCUGGACCGCCUCUUCCUCAAGAACCCCAUAUACCUGAAGCUUGGUGAAUGGGGCCUGAUCGAUGCGACCUUCCCCGUCGCCAAGUUCGCCCGCGCGCGCAUGGCCGAGCGGCUGCCCGACCUGAACAGCGAGAAGGGCAACAUCCUACCCACGUCGGACAAAAAGAAGCCCACACUGGACUUGUUGUCCAAGUUCCUCGCCGCACAGGAGACGCGUCCAGAAAUGAUGACCGACGGGCUUGUGCAGACCAUGGCGGUGUCGAUGGCCUUCGCGGGCUCCGAGACCACGGCCAUCAGCCUGGGCGCCGUCUUCUACUACCUGCUCCGGACUCCGAGCGCGAUGGCAAGGCUGCGGGCGGAGCUGGACGAGGCGGGCCGCAAGGGUGUGUUCCACGAUAACGAGACGGGCCUCGUUACUUGGCACGAGUCGCAGAAACUCGAAUACCUGGAUGCCUGUAUCAAGGAGGCCUUCCGCGUCCACCCUGCCCCUGGCCUGCCCAUGGAGCGUAUUGUCCCGCCUCAAGGCGCUGAUAUCGCCGGCCGCUUCAUCCCCGGCGGUACGAUUGUGGGCUGCUCCGCGUGGGUAUACCACCGCAACAAGAGCAUCUUCGGUGAGGAUGCGGACGUCUUCAGGCCUGAGAGGUGGCUGGUGGAUGAGUCCCUCGACAGGGAGAAGGAGGAGGCGAGGAUCAAGGAGAUGACAGGUACUAUGCUACAAUUUGGUAUGGGUAGCCGGACAUGUAUCGGAAAGAACAUCAGCCUGUUGGAGAUUUACAAGUUGGUGCCGAGUUUGUUGCGGCGAUUUGACAUCGACUUCCAAGAUCCAACCAAGGAUUGGAAGAUUACAAACUCAUGGUUUGUCAAGCAGUCAGACUUCUGGACGACGUUCUUGCCAAGGGACAUACCUCAACCUGAUGCCGGAGCUUUGUCGGAGAAAGAGGCAGAAACCGCAGCAAAUUAG